Messenger RNA from Nezara viridula (southern green stink bug), 297 nucleotides. NCBI's taxonomy places the organism in Eukaryota, Metazoa, Arthropoda, Insecta, Hemiptera, Pentatomidae. The record is from the annotation of a GenBank genome assembly.
AUGAUAGAGAAUGAUAGACAGGAGUGGUUCCCGAAGACGGGUACCAUUAAGAGCCGAGAGGGAACCCCGAAGAUCAGCGAUCAUGAGAUGAUUCAAGCCCCCGCUGGUUCGGACAAGGGUCACAUCUAUUACGGAGAUAAGACCCCGUGUACGCGGGGUAAUAACUUAUCGGACCGGCUGGAGACAACAUGGUAUCGUUAUGGACAAUGCAAUAAUAAUUUAAAUAUAAUCUAUCGUCUUUAUACGCUUCGCUACGAUAGCAUGUUUUCGCCGACUCCUCGUGUCUCAUUCCUUUGA